Messenger RNA from Patiria miniata (bat star), 672 nucleotides. RefSeq lists its product as uncharacterized. The record is from RefSeq and is a predicted model, not a curated record. Bases 1 to 672 code for a protein of 223 amino acids. Lineage: Eukaryota; Metazoa; Echinodermata; Asteroidea; Valvatida; Asterinidae. Gene Ontology annotation, molecular function: nucleic acid binding; zinc ion binding. The transcript has a single exon.
AUGGUUGGGUUUGAUAUCACUGACGAUACACGGAAAAAAGCGCUACUUCUACACUAUGGAGGUGAGGAACUACAGGACAUUUAUGACACGCUCAAGUCAGAUAGCAAUGACUAUGCUGCUGCCAAAAAGGCCCUCACUGACUACUUCGCGCCAAAGAAAAAUGUCGUCUAUGAGACCAUCAUAUUCAGACGCACCAAGCAAAAUACCACUGAGAACAUUCACCAGUACUGCACGAGGCUUCGUCAGCAGGCUGUGAAGUGUGAUUUCAGUGACAUCGAUCGCGAACUCAAAACGCAGAUCAUUGAAGGCUGCACCUCUAAGCACCUACGGCGCAAAUCUUUGGAAAAAGACAGAAACUUGACUGAACUGCUAGAACUAGCACGAUCACUGUCGUUGUCGGAGAGCAGAGCACAUGACGUAGAAGCAGAUGGCUCACAAACAGCCGUCAACAAAGUUGCCAAGCCCAAGCGCAACUUCAAAAAGCCUACCCGACAUGACACCAAGCCCCCAAAGCGUACAUGUUUCUACUGCGGAGGAUCGUAUCCCCACAAGAACCAAUGUCCUGCCAAGGGUCACGAAUGCUCAAAGUGCGGUAAGCAAGACCACUUUGAGAAAGUCUGCAGAUCAGACAAGCAGCGUAAAAACACUCCGACUCGCAAACGUCGAGGAUAG